Chaetura pelagica (chimney swift) is the source of this 1695-nucleotide messenger RNA. It is a transcript of the gene ASH2L, whose product is annotated as ash2 (absent, small, or homeotic)-like (Drosophila). Gene Ontology annotation, molecular function: transcription cis-regulatory region binding; protein binding. The transcript has 15 exons. Lineage: Eukaryota; Metazoa; Chordata; Aves; Apodiformes; Apodidae. The coding region runs from base 226 to 1695 and encodes 489 amino acids. The record is from RefSeq and is a predicted model, not a curated record. Gene Ontology annotation, cellular component: Set1C/COMPASS complex.
GCUGCCCUGGCUGAUGUCAGCACAGCUCUGGAGACAGAGGCUGCCCACGGGAAGGACCCCCUGGAGGCUGCUGGGGACAACUCGGAGGCCGUGGAUGCCCAGGCAGGCUCUGUGGAUGAGGAGAAUGGGAGGCAGCUGGGAGAGAUCGAGCUGCAGUGCGGGAUCUGCACCAAGUGGUUCACGGCCGACACCUUCGGCAUCGACACCACGUCAUGUCUGCCCUUCAUGACCAACUACAGUUUCCAUUGCAAUGUUUGCCAUCACAGUGGGAACACCUAUUUCUUAAGAAAACAAGCAAAUCUGAAGGAAAUGUGCCUUAGUGCUCUGGCCAACCUGACGUGGCAGUCGAGGACACAAGAUGAGCACCCAAAAACCAUGUUCUCAAAAGAUAAGGAUAUUAUUCCAUUUAUUGACAAAUACUGGGAGUGUAUGACAACACGACAGAGACCUGGGAAAAUGACUUGGCCCAACAAUAUUGUCAAAACUAUGUGUAAAGAAAGAGAUGUCUUCUUGGUGAAAGAGCACCCAGACCCAGGGAGUAAAGACCCAGAAGAAGAUUACCCCAAGUUUGGACUUGUAGACCAAGAUCUUGCCAACAUCGGCCCCGCCUACGACAACCAGAAGCAGAGCAGCGCCGUGGCCACCAGCGGCAGCUUGAACGGGGGAAUGGCUGCGGGAGGCAGCGGGAAGGGCCGGGGGGCCAAGCGCAAGCAGCAGGACGGAGGGACCACGGGAGCAGCCAAGAAAACCAGGAGCGACCCGCUGUUCUCGGCUCAGCGCCUGCCCCCUCACGGCUACCCCCUGGAGCAUCCCUUCAACAAGGAUGGGUACAGGUACAUCCUGGCUGAGCCUGACCCCCAUGCACCCGACCCUGAGAAGCUGGAGCUGGACUGCUGGGCAGGGAAGCCCAUUCCUGGGGACCUCUACAGGGCCUGCCUCUACGAACGAGUCCUCCUGGCGCUGCACGACCGAGCUCCCCAGCUGAAGAUCUCUGAUGACAGACUGACUGUCGUGGGCGAGAAGGGCUACUCCAUGGUCCGAGCCUCGCACGGCGUGCGGAAGGGAGCCUGGUACUUCGAGAUAUCCAUGGAUGAGAUGCCCCCAGACACAGCUGCCAGGCUGGGCUGGUCACAGCCCCUAGGGAACCUCCAGGCUCCUCUGGGAUAUGACAAGUUCAGCUACUCCUGGCGCAGCAAAAAGGGAACCAGGUUUCACCAGUCCAUAGGGAAGCACUAUUCAUCUGGCUAUGGACAGGGGGAUGUUCUGGGGUUUUACAUCAGCCUGCCAGAAGAUACUGAGACUGCCAAAUCACUGCCAGACACGUACAAAGACAAGGCUUUGAUCAAAUUCAAAAGCUACUUGUACUUUGAAGAGAAGGACUUUGUGGACAAAGCAGAGAAGAGCCUGAAGCAAGCACCUGGAAGCCAGAUAAUAUUCUUCAAGAAUGGAGUCAGCCAAGGAAUUGCCUUUAAAGACAUCUUUGAAGGAGUUUAUUUUCCUGCCAUCUCCUUGUACAAAGGCUGCACAGUUUCUAUAAACUUUGGGCCAUACUUCAAGUAUCCACCUAGAGACAUCACCUACCACCCGAUGAGUGACAUGGGCUGGGGGGCUGUGGUGGAGCACACCUUGGCAGAUGUCCUGUACCACGUGGAGACAGAAGUGGAUGGAAGGAGGAGCCCACCCUGGGAGCCAUAA